UGGCCCCGCCUCGAGCGCCUCGAGUUUGGAACCAAAUAUGUCUGGCGGAUACAACCUAAGAUCACCUUUCGGGGCCUUGUCACCUUACUAUCAUCGUGCCCCAAUCUCAGGAAGCUUGGUUUGGUGUUUGACGCCACACAGGUAGACCCGCCUAUGGCUGAAAAACAAGGACGUGGGGUUUGCAACACACAUAUCACCAUCUUUGACGUCGGGUGCUCUCCGUUCGAAAAACCACUGUCGGUCGCGGUUCCACUCUCGGCGAUCUUGCCG
Suillus paluster is the source of this 270-nucleotide messenger RNA. RefSeq lists its product as uncharacterized. The record is from RefSeq and is a predicted model, not a curated record. The transcript has a single exon. The annotation marks the transcript as partial. Lineage: Eukaryota; Fungi; Basidiomycota; Agaricomycetes; Boletales; Suillaceae.